AUGACCGGACAGCCAAUCAAUCCAGGACAACCACCACCGCCAAAUUUAGUGGCAAGCUUACUCGAGGACCGAAACGCGACCAGCCGACAAAUACAAGACCUGCUCAUGGAGAAGAACGGAACGGCGAUUGGCGGUGUCCAAGUGUUUCUGCAACUCGACGAACCCCGUUCAUGCGGUGGUUCGUGUUCUCGCAUUCGUGAGAGUAGGUGUGGGCACGCAUGCCCGUUACAAUGCCACCCUGGACCUUGUCCCCCAUGCCAAGCCACAACGCGGCUGGAAUGCUACUCCCCACGCAAGAUCCUCUCAUUCCGUUAUGGGACCGAUGGGAAAGGAAAGGGCAAAGCGAAACGGGAUCUUACUGGCGGGAAUGUCUGUGGACGGACGUUGGGGUGUGGUAAGCACACUUGCGCGGCGUUUUGA
This is a messenger RNA of Laccaria bicolor S238N-H82, 420 nucleotides long. RefSeq lists its product as uncharacterized. The transcript has 2 exons. The record is from RefSeq and is a predicted model, not a curated record. Gene Ontology annotation, molecular function: RNA polymerase II transcription regulatory region sequence-specific DNA binding; DNA-binding transcription factor activity, RNA polymerase II-specific; zinc ion binding. Gene Ontology annotation, biological process: regulation of DNA-templated transcription. NCBI's taxonomy places the organism in Eukaryota, Fungi, Basidiomycota, Agaricomycetes, Agaricales, Hydnangiaceae. Bases 1 to 420 code for a protein of 139 amino acids. Gene Ontology annotation, cellular component: nucleus.